This is a messenger RNA of Quercus lobata, 6957 nucleotides long. RefSeq names its product putative disease resistance protein RGA1. The coding region runs from base 659 to 4159 and encodes 1166 amino acids. The record is from RefSeq and is a predicted model, not a curated record. Gene Ontology annotation, molecular function: ADP binding; protein binding. The transcript has 20 exons. NCBI's taxonomy places the organism in Eukaryota, Viridiplantae, Streptophyta, Magnoliopsida, Fagales, Fagaceae.
UAGAAUCUAGGUAUAGACCUAAUUAUUAUUUGUAUAAAAACUCAAAACUUUUUUAGUGUACCCCCACACUACCAUCAUUAUCUUAUCUUCUCAAAGCAUGGUGGGAAAAUACCGGCAUGGAGUUGUACUGAGAGGCACUUGGGACUAUCCAAAUCUAGCUCUGUUGGAUUUGGUGGCCCUAAUUUGACAAAGUUCUAUCUAAGCUUGUCAUUUCUCAUUAUGGGUUAAUUAGUUAGCUAGUUUUUUACUUUAAAAAAGUUGAACUCUUCGGUCUGGUUCUUUUUCUUCUAUUUCAGUCAAGUGUUGUAACUUCUAGUUAGCACUUAGGUAACCGUACUACUAUGGUCUAAGCAAGGAAAGGAAGGGGGUGGAACUUGGCAACUGCACCUAAAAGACCAUGAAAGGACAGGUGAUGGGAUCCACCCUCUCCAGAUGGAUGGUUGUGAUCAUCUAGUGAACUGACCAAUUCCCAUCCUCUUCCCAUCCUCUUCUUUUUUUACCAUUUUCCUUAUUUUGUAAUCUCAAAUUCCAAAAUUGUAAUCUCUUAUUACAAAAGAUCAACAAGUGCAGUGAUUCUCAAAGAAGAAAUUCAAGUUUUCACAUUGCCAAGCAACAGAUCAUUUUUUGCUAUUCCACUACAGUUGUACUUGUGAGCACGAUGGCAGAGGAAAUCGUAAGCAGGGUGAUUUCAUUUGCUACUGAGCUGAUCGGCAAUGCUCGGAGCUGCAAGGAGGAGCUGAGAGGGCUUGUUGAAUCAUUAACCAUGAUUCGAGCUGUUUUGACUGAUGCCGAGAGAAGACAAGUGAGAGAUGAGUCUGUGAAGCUUUGGCUCCAAAAGCUUGAAGAUGUUGCUUAUGAAGCUGACGAUGUGCUGGACGAGUUUAUGUACGAGAAUCUCCGGCAAAAGAUAGAGGUCGAAAACGAAAGGAAGAGAAAGGUAAACUUCCUCGACCCAUUUAUUUUCAGUCUCUCCAUGGCGAAAAAAAUUAAGGCUGUUCAGGAAAAACUAGCAAAAGUAAAUGGGUUGGUAAAUGGGUUUGGACUUGCUAGAAUAUUGUCAGUAGAUUCAAAUGUUGAGAUUGUUCCAACUAGAGAGACAGACUCCUUUCUUGAUCAUUCAGAAGUUGUAGGAAGGAAAAGUCAAGUUUCAAAAAUAGUGAGCUUGCUGACUAGUGCAACCAAUCAACAACUCUCCGUCAUUCCUAUAGUCGGCAUGGCUGGUUUGGGAAAGACAACUUUUGCAAAACUAGUGUACAAUCAUGAGCUAGUAAAAAAACAUUUUGAUAAGACAAUGUGGGUAUGUGUCUCUGAUGAUUUUAAUGACAAAAAUAUUUUAAGAGGGAUUCUUGAAUCCCUUACCAAUAACUCAAGUCUUUCAGUAAGUAAGAAUACGGUACUUCAAAACCUUCAAAAAGAGUUGCAGGGGAAAAAAUAUCUUCUAAUUCUUGAUGAUGUAUGGAAUGAAGUUCUACUAAAAUGGGAUACAUUAAGGGAUUGCUUGUUAGGAAUUAUGUCAAAUACUGGAAACAGUAUUAUUGUUACAACCCGUAGUGACAAGGUGGCAGAAAUCAUGGAGACACAUCCCCGGCAUCACUUAGAAAGACUACCUGAGGCAGAAUGCUGGUCCAUAAUCAAGAAAAAAGUAUCUUCAAUUCCAUUAACUCCAGAUUUGGAGGCUAUCGGAUAUGAUAUUGCCAAAAAAUGUGGAGGGGUCCCAUUAGCAGCAAAAGUCCUAGGAGGGACAAUGGCUCGUAAAAAAGUCAAAAAUGAAUGGUUAGCAAUUCAAAACAAUGAAAUUUGGAAUUACCCACAUGUUAGCCAUGAAAUGUUACCAAUAUUAAAAUUGAGCUUUGAUCAUCUGCAAUCACCAUCUCUUAAAAAAUGCUUUGCAUAUUGUUCAAUUUUUCCUAAAGAUUACAUGAUUGCAAAGGAAGAGUUAAUUCAGUUUUGGAUGGCUGAAGGGUUCCUUCAACCAUCUCAAGGAAGUUGUGUGGUAAUGGAGGAUAUUGGUAACAUGUAUUUUGAUAUCUUGUUGGCAAAUUCCUUAUUUCAAGAUGAGAAAAAGGAUGAGUUUGAUAAUAUUAUCAUUUGCAAGAUGCAUGAUUUGGUACAUGAUCUUGCACUCUCAGUUUCAAAAUCUGAGACCUUAUUUUUGAAUAAGGAUUUGGAGGGUGACAUCAGUUACACACGAUAUUUAUUUAUCGAAUCUGAUGGUAAAAUUAUACCAAGAAUUCCAUCUUCAAAAGAUGAUGUUAGGAGAUUGCGCACAUUUGUUUCUAAAAAUGUUGUGCUUGGCAACACGUUAUUAAAUUUUAAUUGCUUACGUGUUCUAAAAUUAAAUGGAAACUCUAUAAAAGAAUUGCCAAGUUCAGUUGGCCUUUUAAUACAUUUGAGGCUUCUCAGCGUCGCAAGUUUAUCCAUCAGAGCAUUACCAAAGUCCAUCACCAAACUCUACAAUUUGCAAACUUUAAGAAUCGAAGGUUGCCGAAAUGUCAGAGAGCCUCCUGAAGAUCUAAAACAAUUGAUAAACUUAAGGCAUAUUUAUAUCCCUUAUGGCUUUUAUGAAAAACUUAAGGAUAUAGGGCAAUUGACGUGUCUACAAACAUUGCCAUGUUUUAUUGUGGGUCAAGAUGCAGGUCAUCGGAUCGAGGAAUUGGGAUGCUUAAAUCAACUUAGAGGAAAAUUAAACCUCUGGAAUCUAGGGCAUGUGAGAGAUAGAGAAGAAGCCCGAAGAGCAAAUUUAGAAGAAAAGGCCAAAAUAUACAAGUUGAGAUUUUACUGGACGAGACGGGGAUCGGAAAGAGAAGGCAACCACGAGAAUGAUGAAGAGGUGUUGGAAGGUCUCAAGCCUCACCGACAUUUGAAGAGCUUAGCAAUUGAUGGCUUUGGAGGAAAGAAAUUCCCAUCAUGGAUGUCUCUGCUAUUUGGCAAUUUGAUUGAGAUCGAAUUUGGCAAUUGCAGAAAAUGUGAGGUUCUUCCCACUCUUGGGCUUCUACCCCAUCUUACGGUUCUUACAAUAAAAGGUAUGGAUGGUGUAAGACGUAUAGGAACUGAGUUUUACAGUAACUAUAAUAAUGGAAGUGAUGGCACUAUAUUGUUCCCAGCUUUGAGAAAACUUGAUUUGAGUAGAAUGCCCAAUCUAGAGGAAUGGACGGAUGUGAUGGAGCCAGCAACAACAACAGGCCUAAUGGUGUUUCCUUGCCUUGAGGAGUUGAGCAUUCAAUUUUGUAACCAACUGAAAAGUGCUCCAUGUUUUUUUUCGAGUCUUAAGAAAUUACUCAUUAGGGACAUGUGUAGCACGACAUUUGAAAACAUUAUCAGCAAGCUUACCACACUCACGUCCCUCGAGGUUUGGAAGAUUUCAGGACUUGCUUGUCUGCCAGAGAAGUUAUUGCAAAAAAAUGCGAGUCUCAUGUCUCUGACGAUAGCGGGAUUGGCCGAUUUUGUGUCCAUAGUGUCACAUGAGGAUGUAUGGGCCUUCUGCACCUCUCUUCGAUCGCUUAAAAUAAAAGUCUGUUGGAAAUUACAAAUACAAGGUGUCCCAUCCCAUCUUCAACGCUUGGAGAUAUCUGGGUGUGUUAUUCUACCUACCGGGCUACAAUCAUGCACGUCUCUUACCCUGCUAGAGAUUCAGCGUUGUGAUAAAUUGAAAUCAAUUCCAAAUCUAGGACAAUUGCGUUCUCUUACUCAAUUAAAAAUUAGGUAUUGCGAUAAUCUGAUAUCAAUACCUGAUUUAAGAGGAUUGCAUUCUCUUAUCGAAUUACGAAUUUGUCAUUGUCCUAAAUUGACGAGUCUCCCAGAGGGUUUAGAAUCUCUCACCCGCUUGAAGACUUUGGCGAUUGGCAAGUUUUGUGAGGAGCUGGAUGAUUUCCCAAGUCUCGUUUCUAUCGAACACUUGCACGCAUCCCUGCAACAUUUAGAAUUGAGAGGGUGGCCUAAACUUAAGUCCAUACCGGACAAUAUUCAAGUCUUGACUGCCCUUGAAAGUUUCUUCAUAUCUCACUUUGAAGGCAUGGAAACUUUGCCUGAGUGGUUGACCAAGCUUUCUUCUCUUCAAAUUCUGGAAAUCUUUCGUUGCUCCAAUUUAAAGGAAAGUUGUGCAAUUGGUGGAAAUGAGCGGUACAGAAUUGCCCAUAUUCCAUUUAUCAGAAUCUAUUAAGCGAACAAGCGAAACGGAUGGUUUCAUACAAGACCUGCAUACUGUACUUAAGUGGAUCAUGGGUUAACAUUUUCUCUCCUCAAGAGGUCCAAUUCCCUUACUAAAGAGAUGUUCUCUGGUGUUAGCCAAGUGGAAGGUUUCUUAAAUUGGUCAAGAAUUUCUUAGAAGUUAUUGCUUAUUGUGGUUGUUGCCAGAGUGGCUAACAAUUGCACACAGUCUAGUGGGGGUGUCAAUUUGAUUCCUAUUUGAUUGGAGUUCAUUAAAAUUUUGAUGCAAGGACCUUACUUAUCUCCCUAAAGUGGAUUUCAUGCGUUUGAUCACCAAAUUGCUAUGCCUAUCCAUUCAUAACAGUCUCAAAGUUAAAUAAAUAGAUGUGUUGAGGGCGACGAUACAUCCUGGUCCAAAGAUGGGGAAUGGUUUAAAAAGAGGAAUCUGUUUGAAGUUCACAUAUAUAUUAUUACAACAGUAUGUGUGGUGCUAGUGACAACAUAUAUAUUGUAUUCAGCUGGAAGAACAAUUGACUAAUUCAAUGGAGUUUUUUAGAAGUUCUUUAAAGUUGAAGAGAAGGGAAGAUUCUACUUAGGAGCAGCAUAUGGCAAUCAUGAUUCCCUAAAGCUGAUGCAUGUGCUCCCAUACUAUGCCUCACCACAUUAUGCAAUCUAUUAGAUAUUUUAUCGUCCAAGAUUUUCAUCAUUAAAAGGAAGGAUGAGCUGAAGGUAAUGCCCCGGGUUUUCCAAGAUUGUCAUCUAAAACAGAUUGAAUGCUAUGUCAUCCACCUAGUAGCAUCUUGAAGCUCAUGUGAUAUCAGAAAAAGCUGGUGGAAGACUUGGUUCUUGAAUUUCAACCAAGGUCCGCUAAUGCGUGAACAGGUUUGUUUACUUAAGCUGUCUAACUCUCUUGGAAAGGUUUUGUUAAUUUCUUUUUUAUUGCCCUUCCCCCAACAUAAUAUAAUGCAUGAAAAAUGGAUUUUUUUUCCUUUUUAAUUUUUUUUUUUUAAUACAUGCUUGCAUAAGUGUCAUGGAUAAAGUUUAAAUUCACACAAAAUGAUUGAUAUUUUCCCAAUAUUAUAUUGUUCUUGAGCUUUAGCCAAUUAUUAGAUUUUCUUUUGUACUUUUAACAAUUGGCCUAGUAAUUGCUCUCUUUUCUUGAAAUCUAGCUUUUCAAUUGUAGUUCAAAGUUCUAGCAUUAUAUUUGUUACCGUUUGUGCAUUCUAAGUUCAGAAAAGCAUACAUAGCAAAGGGAAAAGGGAAAUUAAGGAUCACCUAUGUCAUUUUCAAAAAUGAAAAAUAGACACUUUACAUCAAUUCUAGCCAUAAUGUGCUCUUUUUUGAUGAAAUCCAAGCCAGUGAAAAGAAGGAAUAAGAUAUUUCCUGCUGAACUCAGUCAUGGUGGCAAGUAUAGGAACAGUUAGAUUUCUUCCCCUACUUAUUACAAAUUCCAGGACCUACAAAAUUUUGAGCUUUGUAUCUCUUCAAGAAAUGAAUUCCAGGGACAAGAAUGCCCCUACCUUCCAGUAAAGAUGGAGUGCAAUCCCUCUCUUUGGACAUUGGCAAAUUGACAACAGUGCAGGAGUUUGAUAACUCUGUGUGAGUUAUAUGGAAUUCUUCAAGGUUGCACGCAAAUCAAACAUUAUUUGGGUGGUGACCUAUGCACAAGUUGUUGCCUCGUCUUUUUCAGCAAGCGUCAACUGGAACCAUAACUUGUAUGCAUCUGCAAUUGUUGAUUGGGUAUAUUCGAUAUCACCCUCGACAAUGCAUCAAUCGCCGUGGCAGUGACUUCAACACUUUUCUAGAUUCUGAGAUAUUUGCAGGAAAUUGAGGAGCCCAAUAAGGAAGAACAACUUGUAACUCGAAUUUGAUGCAUUUUUACCUAAGAUCAAGUUAUGGAUUUCAAAGAUAAUGUUCCCAAUAAAGAGGAGAAAGUUGAAAGUUGAAUAUGAUUCACUUUUUGUCAAAGAUUAAGUUAUGGGUUUUGGAUUCUAUGGUCAGUCCACAAACCUUGGAUACUAAAGGAAUCCAUUGUGUUUCCUACUAGUUGGCACCAGUAAGUUGACAACCAACAAUAUGUAAUAAUUCAUAAUAGUUCAUCCACCUAUCGAAUCUUAUGCUGUUAUCAUGGCCUCAUAGCCAGUGAGUUCAACAUUUUACUGCACAUUGAGUCUUCUCUCUUCAUCAGCCUUGUUGUCCUACUUAAGAGGCCAACUUGUUUGGGUGCCCCAGUUCAUACAAAUGUUUGGAGGAUAUUUCCCUACUGUUAGUAGUUAAGGGGAAAAUUCUAAAGAGCAAGAUGCACAACAGUGGUAGAACUAGAAGGCAUUCUUACAUUGUUUGACCCUCCUGUAUAUGCAUGACCAUGCUGGCUUCUUUGAUUUGAACUUCUGAUAAAUGGGUUCUACUCAGUGUUACACAAGCCAUCAAACAAUAUAGCCACUCCAAACAUGUUCUACUGUCUCACUUUCAGCUUUGACAUCAUCAACCAUCGUUGAAACUUGCUCUGAACUAGAGCUUGUCCUUGGCAAGAAAGAAUUGGAGUUCUCAAGAUUACAUGCCAAGUAUAUGGAUCAUGAUCAAAAGCUUUUACAGUGUUUCUCCCUUUUAUUAAUAUUGAGAAAUUUUUCCUAAGAUGAUUUAGUUUUCAUAGUAGUUCAUUGUAUAUAAAUAACGUUUAUCAGGAACACUUUGUUUUGUACUUGUAAUCAUUUUCAAAUUGUGUUUCCUGUUAGACUAUAAAAGGGCCAAUUAACUCUUUGGCCACCAUGAUUAGACUAAUGAAAGGGUUACAGAUGGAUUUGCAGUUCA